This is a messenger RNA of Paramecium octaurelia, 1252 nucleotides long. NCBI's taxonomy places the organism in Eukaryota, Ciliophora, Oligohymenophorea, Peniculida, Parameciidae. The record is from the annotation of a GenBank genome assembly.
AUUUAAUGGUCUUUCUCAAACUCAUAUUACAUACAACCAUUGCUAUCAUACUCAUGAGUUGCCCAAUAUCAAUAUGCUCCUACUACUUAUAUGAUUAAAUGUAAACAGACUAAUCAAAAGUAAAAAUUGCAUUAAAUGUAGACAGCUUAUGCAUUAAAAAUACCUUUGACUUAUUUCGUAUUGUAUCAUUUAGGAGUAAUUUAUAUAUGGGUUACUUUGAUUUGGCAUGCAUAUUUAGGAACUGGAGAUAAUUUAAGAAACUUACUUAUCAACAUCUGGCAAAAUCAUUACAAAGUCUCAUACCCCAUAAUUCUAUUUAAUGAAGUAGUUGUUUUAUAUAACUUAAUUAGAUCUUUAGUUUUGUUAUUGCUCUAUACGGAACCUUUGACACGAACCUAUAAAAGUACACAGCUACCCAAUUAUUGUAUUACGCAUCAGCUUUUUUUGUUUGCAAUCACGUCUAUUCCUUCUAUUCAAGAAACAUUGUCAGAAGAAACGAUGUAAAUUAGCUACCUAAUUGUGACAAAAGGUUAUUUCAAUCAUACGAAUAUCUCUUUUACUUUUAAACACUGAUCAUAUUCGUUUGUAAAUUGUCAUAUUAAUUCAAUAGGCUUUUAUUAUUCUAUAAAAUUUGAUAAUUUACAAAAAGAGAUAAAACCUAUUAUAAAGUUUCUCAUCAACUAGUUAAUGUUCCAUGUAUUUGAGAUUACUAAGAUUUAUUUUGUAAUAAAUCUAUUUGUUUUGAUUCAAUUCCUCUAAGUUAUAAUAGAUGGUAUCUAAUUAGUUAUUGAUUAUCAAUAAAUUUCAUACUUAAUUGCUUGCUUAACAGUAGCAAGUAUAAUAAUAGCCUUCAUCUAUAACCUUCAUAUAUUAGUAAAAUAUACAUAUUAUCGAGGGCCAAUAUUAUUUAUAACUAAGAAAUUGUAGAGAUGGAAGAUUCUUCAAUGACAACCCACAGGUUUAAGUCACUAAUUUGAGAGAGGAAGAUUUAGAGAAACUAGAAGUUAAAUCCUUUAAUUCCCAAUUAGAAGUGCAACAAAAAAGAAACCAAGCUGUAGAUUUAGCCCAAUUAGAAGAAUAAAAUAAUAAUACCAUCUAAUGUCCCAUUUGCGGUGAUGAUAUACAAAAAAAAUAGAAAAUUAUAUUACUAGAAUGUUAACAUAUAUUUCAUUCAGAUUGUUUAAUCAGAUGGCUUAAAAUUAAAAAUUCUUGCCCUUACUGUAGGAGAUCAGCAGUAAAAUGUUAAUAAUGA